Molecule: messenger RNA, 2319 nt
Organism: Cariama cristata (Red-legged seriema)
Lineage: Eukaryota; Metazoa; Chordata; Aves; Cariamiformes; Cariamidae
Gene: PPEF2
Product: protein phosphatase, EF-hand calcium binding domain 2
Exons: 17
Coding region: 1-2187 (728 amino acids)
Biological process (GO): detection of stimulus involved in sensory perception; negative regulation of MAPK cascade
Cellular component (GO): nucleus; cytosol
Molecular function (GO): Hsp90 protein binding; calcium ion binding; manganese ion binding
Source: RefSeq, a predicted model, not a curated record
AUGGGAUCUGGUAGUUCUGUAAAUGCCAACUACAAGUACUCCCUGCAGAAGUCUGAAAACGCUUUCAAGGCAGCCGUCUUGAUCCAACGGUGGUAUCGGCGCUACGUUGCUCGGCUGGAAAUGCGCCGACGUUGCACCUGGAGAAUCUUUCAAUCCAUUGAGUACGCUUGUGAGCAGGAUCAGAUCAAGCUUCACAACUUCUUCAGUUACCUCAUGGACCACUUCACUCCAAGCAGCAGUAAAGAGAGGGAUUUUAUCAGUCGCAUGUUCAUAAGUGGGGAAAGCUUCAAAGAGGCAGAGCUGGAAAAAUACUGUGACUACGAAUCCAUGGAGGUGCCAGACUCCUACACUGGACCCCGUCUCUCUUUCCCACUCCUUCCUGACCAUGCAACUGCCUUGCUGGAAGCUUUCAAACAGAAACAACAGCUCCACGCUCGCUAUGUCUUAAACCUUCUGCAUGAGACCAGGAAGCACCUCAAGCAGCUGCCAAACAUCAGUCACGUCUCCACCUGCUAUAGCGAGGAGGUCACCGUGUGCGGAGACUUGCACGGCCAGCUGGAUGACUUGUUCCUCAUAUUUUAUAAGAACGGCCUUCCUUCCCCUUCCAAGUCCUACGUGUUCAAUGGGGACUUUGUAGACAGAGGCAAACAGUCCCUUGAGAUCCUCAUUGUUCUCUUUACCUUCCUCUUGAUCUAUCCAAAUGAGGUUCAUCUCAACCGUGGGAAUCAUGAGGACCACAUGGUCAACUUACGCUAUGGUUUCGCCAAGGAAGUAAUGCAGAAAUACAAGGUGCAUGGGAAGAAAAUCUUGAAGAUGAUUCAGAAUGUCUUCUGCUGGCUGCCCCUGGCCACCCUGAUUGAUCAGAAAGUCCUUGUUAUACAUGGGGGCAUUUCUGACACCACUGACCUGGACAUGCUUGAGAAAAUUCAGAGGAACAAAGUCAGCUUGGCUGUUGAUGAGACAAAUCUAAAGGAUGGUUUUCCUAGACAAACUGUGUUUAGAGGGAAGAAAAGAAGGGAGUCGAAUAGAAAUGUGGAAAUACAGGAAAUAAAUGGGGAGAGCAAAGUGGAGGCCGACCCAGCAGGGAAUGAAGCAGCCCCCAGUUUGUCUGCACAGCCCCGGCCAGCCCAGGCUCCCAGCAUGGCCAACAGGCUGGAGUUCUCCAGGUGGGUCCGGCAGACGGUGCAGGAGCAAAUUGAGCGGUGCCGCCAGCUGGUGGACAUCAGCGAGUCGGAGGAGGAGGAGCUCACCUAUUCCAGCAUGGUCUCCUUGACGGAUUUGGAUGGGCCGUGCUGGACUCGCCAGGAGGAGUGGAAGCAGAUUUUAGACAUUCUCUGGAGUGACCCCAUGCCUCAGGAGGGAUGCAGAGUAAAUACGGUGCGAGGUGGUGGCUGCUACUUUGGGCCUGAUGUGACAGGGAAGAUCCUUGAGAAGUAUAACUUGCAGUUCCUCAUCCGCUCCCACGAGUGCAAGCAAGAGGGCUACGAGUUCUGUCACAACCGAAAGGUGCUGACCAUAUUUUCAGCCUCAAACUACUAUGAGAUUGGCAGCAACAGGGGAGCCUAUGUGAAGCUGGGACCGGACCUCGUCCCCCAUUUUGUUCAGUACCAAGCAAACAAGACAGCCCAUACUCUCACUAUGACCCAAAGAAUCAGCAGAGUAGAACAGUCAGCCUUUCGAGCCUUGCGGGAAAAGCUCUUUGCUCACACCUCAGCCCUCAUCAGCGCGUUCAAGGCCUAUGAUAAGGACAAUACAGGAAGGAUCACGCUGAGCAACUGGGCAACGGCAGUGGAGUCAGUCUUGCACUUGGGAUUGCCCUGGCGAAUGCUGAGACCGCAGCUGGUGCGCAGCACGGCAGAUGGCAUGCUGGAAUACAAGUCCUGGCUCGACGACUUGGCCAUGGAGCAGCGGAGCCAAGAGCACAUCCAGUCGAGCUUGCUGGAAGUCAUUUAUCGAAACAGAUCCAACUUGGAGACCAUAUUCAGGAUCAUAGACAAAGAUCAUUCAGGUCUCAUCUCAUUUGAGGAAUUCCACCAAACCUGGAAGCUGUUCAGCUCGCACAUGAACAUUGAACUCACGGAUGACGGCAUCAACGACUUAGUUCGCAGCAUUGAUUUCAAUAAGGAUGGAAACAUCGACUUCAACGAGUUCCUAGAAGCCUUCCGCCUUGUCAAACAGUCACAGUAGUGAGAACCUGGGGAGGGUUGCCACAUCCAAUGCCUUGACUGUCUGCGAAGCCAGGGAGACCGCUUCCUACCUAACCGCAGCGCAUGCCUGCAGAUGUGAAGCAGGGGAAGGGAAGGCAGGUAGCUGUAGCAC